AUGGCUGUCUCUGCAGCUUCGCCGUUGGUUGGAGGGCAGUCUGCGCAACACUUGGGCGGCACUCCAAUGGUUCCAACAGCAUCGAAUCAAGCUAUCAACAGCCCUGCUCGACCGCCGUCUGCUGUCUCUAACCAUCAAAAUAUGAUUCGCUCCGUCAGUCAGCAGCAGAACCUGAGUCGCACCGGCACGCCGCACAUCGUACAGGGCACGCCCGUAAUGAACGCCUCGAUGCCGAAUCGCAACAUGACGCCUACUCCUAGUCGCAUGAACCAGGGCAGCCCAUCUAUGGCAAUGCAAGGGCAGACACCAAUGAUGAUGCAAACUCCUCAAUCUGGCCAGAAUAUGACCCCCGAACAGAUGCAGCAGAUGCAACAGCAGCGCCUACAGCAGCAACUUCGUAUGCAGCAAAUGCAGCAACAAGGAGGAUCACCAGGUAAUCCACAACAACAAAUGCAACAAAUUGCAUUCCAAAAGGCCGCCCAGCAUAUUCAGACGCAAGGAGUGCCUCCAGGUCAAAAUCCACAAGCAUACCGCAAUCACCUUGCGCAGCAAUAUUUCAACCAACUGAAACAGCAGCAGCAGAAUCAACAGCAAUUGGCCUUGCAAAACAUGUCACCUCAGGGAGGCAUGCAGCAAAAUGGUAUGCCUCCACAAGGCAUGGCCUUUGCUAACAUGAACCUGCAGCAGAUGCGGCAACGGUAUCAGCAACACAAGCAGUCGGUUAUGCAGAAUUACGGCCAGAACAUCCCUCAGCAAGUUAUGCAACAGAUCCAUCAGAUGGAAAUACAGAUCAAGCAACGAGAAGCGCGUGAACAGCAGCAAAUUGCCAUGGCACAAAACAUGCAGAACGGUAUGGGCAAUCAGAUGAAUGGUGGACAGAUGAACGGCAUGCAGAACGGUAUGCAGAACGGCAAUCCGACCAACCCAAUGCAAAUGCAACAGUACCAGCAGAUGCUCCAACAACAACGUCAACAAGCCGCCAAUCAGUCGCGACUCCUGCAGAUGCGUCAGCAAGCCAUGGCGAGCGGCGGUCAACUGCCUCAGGGCAUGAUGGGCAAUAUGAAUGCCAUGAACGGCAUGCAAGGCGGUGGUAUGCAGGGCAUGAACAUGGGUAACAUGGGCAACAUGGGUCAGGGCAUGAACAUGGCGCAAAUGGGACAGAUGAAUGGAGGCAUGGGAGGUAUGCAGGGUGGACAGAUGAAUGGUGGCAUGCAGGGUAUGCAAGGAAUGCAGGGCAUGAACCCGCAGCAGAUGAACCAGAUGAUGAUGAUGCGGCAAGCGCAGCAGCAGGCCCAGAGGAUGGGACAACAAGGUGGACAACAAGGUGGGGACAUGGGAUGGACUGGUUAA
This is a messenger RNA of Alternaria postmessia, 1350 nucleotides long. RefSeq lists its product as uncharacterized. The record is from RefSeq and is a predicted model, not a curated record. Bases 1 to 1350 code for a protein of 449 amino acids. NCBI's taxonomy places the organism in Eukaryota, Fungi, Ascomycota, Dothideomycetes, Pleosporales, Pleosporaceae. The transcript has a single exon.